Messenger RNA from Metarhizium robertsii ARSEF 23, 720 nucleotides. RefSeq names its product BRCA1 C Terminus domain-containing protein. The coding region runs from base 1 to 720 and encodes 239 amino acids. The record is from RefSeq and is a predicted model, not a curated record. The transcript has 2 exons. NCBI's taxonomy places the organism in Eukaryota, Fungi, Ascomycota, Sordariomycetes, Hypocreales, Clavicipitaceae.
AUGCCCAAGCCACCACCGCCCUCGCUCCCCAAGCCCGCGCUCCCCCGCAACACAGCCUUCGACCCGUGGAACUCGUCGUCGACAGGCCACCAGCGCGCCGAGCAGCAACCCGGCACGGCGUGGCGCGCCUCCCGCACCGGCAAGCUCAACUCCCAAUUCCAGUCCGGGCCUGCCGGCGGGCCCCGGACCCAGGACACCCGCGGCCCCGGGGUGCGAGGCGCGAGCGUCGCCGACAUGCUCAGGACGCCCGGCCUGAUGGGCGAGUCCCUCGGCGGCCGUCCCCCUCCCAGGCAGGACGAUGCCGAUGACGCCGCCGCGCCUCGGGGCAUUUUCGCCGGGUGCGUCGUCUACGUCAACGGGAGCACGUAUCCCCUCGUGUCGGACCACAGGCUGAAGCACGAGCUCUGCGAGAACGGCGCGCAGGUGAGCGUGCACCUGGGCAGGAGGAGGGUCACGCACGUCAUAUUGGGGAGGCCGGCCGGCGGCGUGGCCAAGGGCGCCGGGGGCGGGUUGGCCGGCGGCAAGAUGGACAAGGAGAUACGGAGGGUUGGCGGCGUAGGGGUGCGCUUUGUAGGGGUCGAGUGGGUCCUGGAGAGUCUCAAGGCAGGCAAGAGGUUGCCAGAGGCGCGGUUUUCGAAUGUCAAGGUUGCGGCCAGGGGGCAGGGAAGUGUAUACGGAUUGUCUUCUGGGAGUGGCGUUGCCGGGGGGACUUUGCCAUGA